This is a messenger RNA of Pseudonaja textilis, 1654 nucleotides long. RefSeq lists its product as uncharacterized. Gene Ontology annotation, molecular function: peroxiredoxin activity. Lineage: Eukaryota; Metazoa; Chordata; Lepidosauria; Squamata; Elapidae. The record is from RefSeq and is a predicted model, not a curated record.
AUUAGAAAAGGGGGAGGAUUGGUAGACCCGGUUUCUUCCGAUCCGAGACUAGAAACCUGAAAGUCCCAAACUUCUGUUCUUGCUCUUUCUUUGGGAAACACCAUAAUGAAGCCGCUUCUCUGCAGCCUCCUGCAGCUCUGGCCUCGAGGAUCUGUUUCGCUUCUGCCACGAACCAUGCCAGAGAGAUAUGGGGGGAAACACCUAAGUGUAACCUCGAAUCAUGCAUACCAUACAGAAGGAGAAAACACCAAGCCAACUGAGCGGUAUCCAAUGCCCAAUAAAAAAGACCUACCACAUGAUAUAAUUGAACACCUGGAAGAAGCAAAAGCAACGAAUGGAUUUUUGCCCAAUGUGUUUAAAGUGAUGGCUAAUCGACCGGAAGAAUUCAGGGUAUUCUUUGCCUAUCAUGAUGUCAUCAUGCACAAGAAAACAGGAAAGCUAAGUAUGGCUGACAAAGAGCUCAUUGCUGUGACUGUGAGUACUGUAAACCGCACUCUCUACUGUGUAACUGUACAUAGUGCCUCACAUCGGAGGUACUCCAAGAAACCAACUUUAGCAGAUCAGGUGGCUGUGAAUUGGAAACUGGCUGAUCUAAGUGAUCGGGAAGUGGCCAUGCUUGAGUUUGCCCUUGCUGUCUGCAGAGCAGAUAAUAUAACAGAAGAGCACUUUCAAAAACUGGAGGCACAUGGAUUUGACCGAGAAGAUGCCUGGGACAUAGGCUCCAUUUCAGCCUUUUUUGCCAUGGCAAAUCGCAUAGCUCUCUUCACAGAUAUGCGUCCCAACCCGGAAUACUAUAACAUGAAUAGAGAAGAGGGCAAGGUCCAAUCUUCCAAAUAAAGUUUGCUGGUAUGUACAAGACUAUUCGCUCCUCGGUGCUAUGGCUAAGUCUGACUAAUGGGCAACACUACUUUCUAUUACAAGCAAUACUGUACUUUCAAACAGUUUUUUUAUUUGGCUGAUGUAGCACGUCUUGCUUACUUUCAUGCACUUAAAUAUUUUCUACUCAUGAGAGAAUCGAAUUCUAAAAAAUAGGGCUGAUUUUAUUUUUAUCUUAUAAUAUUGAAACCUAACUUAAACAAUCCUUUCGUAUCUCUGAGCUUUUCUGAGCAGUGGUAUUUUGAUCAGAAACAUUGAUUUUGGGUUCAGACUGCAAUUUGGGGAGUAACAUCAUCUUAACUGCUGUUAUAUAGUUACACUGAUCAGAAUACAUAAUUCUGUCUGUAACUGAUUUGAGAUGAUUAGUCAAUAAUUUUGACUAUAGUCUGUGUUUAAUAAUGGAGACAUUUAGUACAAAAAGGUACUAUGCGAUUUUACCAGGCUUUAAAAUGUGUAAUUUUAGAUUUUUGUCAUGAAUCAGGAAUAUUCUUACCUUGAUGUUAUAAAUUACAUACCAUAAAACUUCUGUAAUUCAAAUAUAUUUGAAUGUUUAUGGUAAUCCUUGAUAAAACUCUAAGCCAGGAGAGUUCCCAUUAAUCACUUAACGACAGCCUUGGUUACCAAUGGAAUUUUUGGAUUCGACUGUGAUUGUAAGUCAAGGGCUAUCUAUGGGUAUAUAAUUUUUCAAAGAUCUUGAAUAAUAAGUGCUAUUAUUGGUAUUUUAAGUAAUUGAAUAUAUUGAUUUCAUACAUCACUUAUCUUUCUAAAUUUAUUUCCU